AUGUUACUCUGGUUGAUCGGUGUAUCUGUCUCUGUGUAUCUCGGGGCGGUUUUCGGAUCGAAUGUCCAAACGAUCAAUGACGAGAAUUACGACGAGUUCAUGAAAAACAACGGUAAGGUGUUUCUGAUGUACUUCAGGAAGCCGCACAGCUACUGUUCUCUGAUAAGACCCCGCUUCGAAGAGGCGGCUGCCUCCGGACCGGAAGACGUACAAUUUGCGAAGAUCGACUGUUCGGGUACGGGUAAAAACACUUGUAAGAGUUAUAACGUCUUCGGAAACCCUGACUUCCUGUUUUUUAAAAACGGCAUUAACGUCGGAGAGCACAGAGAAGAGAGGGAAAAACGGGCAUUCCUCAAGUUCAUUGAUGAAAUGCUGUUAAACAAUGUCCACAAGUUCGAAACGACUGACGAAUUGGAAAACUAUUUCGACGACAAUUCUGAUAAAACGACUGCUGUCGGGUUUUUCGAUGGCGAUGCUCCACUGAAAGAACCCUUCUUGAGAGUCGCCGAUAAACUUAGGCAAAGGCUGAAUUUUGCGAUCGUCGCGUCGUCUCAAGCAAAUGAUUCAUUCAACUCUGUUUCUCUUUAUCAGCCGAAAAUGUUCAGAAACAGCUUGGAACCAAAUUUUGUUAAUUACGAGGGAGAAAAUAACGAAUACGCUCUAGAAGAAUGGAUUAAAGAAAACCAACACGGGACCUUACGCUAUAGGAGAGUCAAGAACGACUGGCAGUUCAAAGACAGCAAACCCAAAGUAAUGACCUACUUCAGAAUCGAUUUUUCUAACAAAGAUAAAUAUUCUCUUUACUUGAGGAAUCGAAUCCUCCAAGUUGCACAGAAAUUCAAAGAUCAUUUUCAUUUUUACCUGAGCUCGAUGGCAGAGUAUCCUCAGGAGCUGCUAUACUACGGCUUUCAAGAAGAUCUGAAAGCAAACCGUCCGUUUGUGACGGUUAAGUUCAACAACAGGAAAUACGUCAUGAACGACACCUUUUCUGUCGAAAAAAUGUCGGGUUUUUUGGAAGACCUCCUUGAGGAAAGACUUGAACCGUUCGUCCUUUCGGAAGAAGUCCCACAGGCAUCGGACGGCCUGGUAAAACAGGUUGUGGGGAAAAAUAUCGAACAGGUACUGGCUUCGGAAAAUCGAGAUGUCAUGAUAAUGUUCUACGCCCCUUGGUGCUCGUUGAGCAAAAGGAUGAGCGAUAAACUGAGUUUAUUGGCGGAAAAGCUUAUCGACGAAGACAUCGUCGUCAUGAAGAUGGACGCCGUCAGCAACGACGUUCCUUAUUCUUUUGACGUUUCAGAUUUUCCGACAACUUACUGGAUUCCAAAAUACAAGAAACACGAAAAAAUUCUCUACAAAGGAGGAUCGGAUCUAAACUCUCUCUUGAGAUUCAUUGGAGGACAUGCGUCUGAAGAGCUCAAAAAUUACGGAAGAACUGGCCAACCCAGGAGCAAGGAAGAUCUUUAA
Cimex lectularius (bed bug) is the source of this 1464-nucleotide messenger RNA. RefSeq names its product probable protein disulfide-isomerase ER-60. Bases 1 to 1464 code for a protein of 487 amino acids. Gene Ontology annotation, molecular function: protein disulfide isomerase activity. The record is from RefSeq and is a predicted model, not a curated record. NCBI's taxonomy places the organism in Eukaryota, Metazoa, Arthropoda, Insecta, Hemiptera, Cimicidae. Gene Ontology annotation, cellular component: endoplasmic reticulum. Gene Ontology annotation, biological process: response to endoplasmic reticulum stress; protein folding. The transcript has a single exon.